CGCGUGUAUCCACAGCUGACUUAAUGAUGUGAAAAAGCUAACCGGUUAGCACACCAAGCUUUUUACUUCAUUAUUUCGGAGAAAAUUGGCGCCCUUCUCCGCGGCGCUACCACACUAACAUCGGGCUGUGUUUUAGUCGCCAUGCCUGUUCAUUCCCGGGAGAAGAAAGAAAGUAACCACGAAGAAAUGGAGGUGGAUUUUCCCGAGCAGGACGGCAGCAGCAGCGAGGAGGAGGACACCGUUAGCUCGUCCGUGUCUGAAGAUGGAGACAGUUCGGAGAUGGACGAUGAGGACUGCGAGAGGAGGAGGAUGGAGUGUCUGGACGAGAUGACAACUCUGGAGAAACAGUUCACAGACCUGAAGGAGCAGUUGUACAAGGAGCGUCUGAGCCAGGUGGAUAUCAAGCUGCAGGAGGUGAUGGCCGGCUGUGCCCAGGAGUACCUGGAACCUUUAGCCAACCUGCAGGAGAACAUGCAGAUCCGGACCAAAGUGGCUGGAAUCUACAGGGGGCUGUGUUUGGAGUCGGUGAAGAACAAAUACGAGUGUGAGAUGCAGGCUGCCUGUCAACACUGGGAGAGUGAGAAGCUGCUGCUCUUUGACACCGUUCAGAGUGAACUGGAGGAGAAGAUCAGAAGAUUAGAAGAAGACAGACACAGUAUCGACAUUACCUCAGAGCUGUGGAAUGAUGGAUUGCAUGCACGGAAAAACAAGAAGAAAGAUCCAUUCUGCCCCGUCAAGAAGAAGAAGCCUGUUGUUGUGUCUGGGCCAUAUAUCGUCUACAUGCUGCAAGAUCUGGAUAUCCUUGAAGACUGGACAGCGAUCAGAAAGGCCAUGGCGUCACUGGGACCACACAGAGUGAAGGUUGAUGUUCCUGCAGUCAAGCCUGAGAGACAUCACCAUGUGGCGCGCUCUGAGGACGGACGACUUUUCUAUGACAACCAAUGGUACUGUAGGGGACAGGCCAUCUGCAUCCACAGGAAGGAUGAGUACCCGACAAGUGCCAUCAUCACCACCAUCAACAGCGAUGAGGUGUGGUUCAAGCGUCUGGAUGGCACAAAGUCAAAGCUGUACGUCUCCCAGCUGCAGAAAGGCAAAUACACAAUCAAGCACUCAUAAAAACACGCAUACACACGCUGCCAUCAUUGUCUCCCUUCACCACGUUGCCAUAGAUACAAUUACACACUACUACCCUGGGAUCUUUACUAAAAACUUUUAAGAAAAACGCACAUUCAUGUUCAAACAUGUCGUGUCACUACCUUUGUGGACAUGCCAGAAAAAGGCUCUUUGUCCUGAAGUGGACAGAUAUCAGCCGGCUCUCUCUGUAAAUAUGUAUGUAUGUCGAUAUUGUCAACAAGAUCACAGUGUCAUUUUCUCUGGAACAGAGAUUCAUGCAAAGUGCUGCUAAAAA
Messenger RNA from Thalassophryne amazonica, 1408 nucleotides. RefSeq names its product breast cancer metastasis-suppressor 1-like protein-A. The record is from RefSeq and is a predicted model, not a curated record. The transcript is spliced from 10 exons. Gene Ontology annotation, cellular component: Sin3-type complex. The coding region runs from base 142 to 1116 and encodes 324 amino acids. Gene Ontology annotation, biological process: negative regulation of transcription by RNA polymerase II. Lineage: Eukaryota; Metazoa; Chordata; Actinopteri; Batrachoidiformes; Batrachoididae. Gene Ontology annotation, molecular function: histone deacetylase binding.